AUGAAAAAUAAAACUUCAAUAACUUGUGUUUUCUUGCUUUGUCUGGGAUGUUUACUUGUGAUACAAAAUUAUCUAGAUGUAAGUCAUGAGUUGAUUUAUUUUUAGGGCUAAGAAACAUUUUUGGAAAGUUUAUCGUAAGUCACAGUUGAUAUUUGUGUUGAUAUUGGUAUAUGAAAAAUAUAUCUAUUAGAUUAUUAACCCACUUCAAAUGAAAUAUCAGAAGCAAAACGAUUAAGGGAGGAGUUAUUAUCCACUAAUCAUAGAAUAGGUUUAGAUAAUUUGGCUGAAAACAAUGGGAAAUCAUCAUCUGAACUAUAAUCGGAUGCAGUUUAAGCAGUGAUGUUUAUGUUACUUCCAUGGGCAAUACUAUUAGUAAUAUCAUUAUUCACUUACAUUACACUUAUGAUAUGUUGUAGUGAUUGGUAUAAUAAAAAUUUAAUUUAUCAGUUGUCCUUGUGGAUGUUGUAGGUGUUCUUAAGCCUAAAAAAUUGAUGAUAUCAGAAUACCCUUAACAUUUUCAAUAAUCUUUGGUGUUAUCAUCUUGGCUUUCUGUAUAGCAGGAUUAAUUUUGAGUGGUGAAGUUGGCAACUCUAUAAAAUCAAUGAAAUGUGCUGGAUUGAUGAUUUUUAGUGAUAUAAAUGAUGGAGUUACAGAUAGUGAUGAUGAAGAGAUGAAAAAAUGGAAAGGAUUAGAUUCUGUGAUAAAUAACAUAACCACUAUUUAAAAUGGAUUAGGUGGUUUUAUAUCAGAUACUUAAAAAUAAUUAGAUUAAAUAAAUGCUAAGUAAUUACAAGAUUAAUAUGGAGAGUUAUCUGAUGAAAAUAAAAAGUAUUAUAUUCGAUAUAUAUUAUAGACUUGAAGCAAUUCCAUUAACGACUUAUUAUGGAACCAAUAAUAUUCUUGGUUAUAUUUCAACAGGUAAAACAGUAAAUGCAGACUCAAUAGUGACGGAGGUAACAUAAAUUAAUGUAUUACCACAAUCAUCAAUAUUUUAAUAAAUUUAUGAGAAUAUUAUUAAAGAGAUUGCUAAUAUCAAAAGUUAUGGAUAAUAAUUAAGUGAUUAAUAGGAUGAUAUAUCUAAUAGUUUAGAAGAUACUAAAAAAUCAAUAUAAAAUACAUAAUAAAAUUUAUUGUAUGCAGCCAAUGAUUUUAUUGAUAAUACAUAAAUACUAGAUGAUGCAAGUGAUCUUGCCUCAUUAGUUUUUUAUAUUGUAUUUGGAGUUUUUGGAUUAUUCUCUUUAGUAAUUAUUUUUAGUUCAACUCUCCUCUGUUUUGGAAAAGGAUUAAAAUGUUUUAGAUGUUUAUUGGUUUGUGCUUGUACCUUUAAUUUUUUAUUUGUUUUGAUUGGAUUUAUUUUAAGUGCAGUUUUAGGAUUAACAAGUGGUGUGCUUGCUGAAGGAUGUGAUUAUAUUGAUGUAAUAUUAUCAAAUUAAACUAAAUUUGAAAGUUUAAAUUAUCUAGUUAGUGACAAAGAAAUUAAUGAUAUAAUGGCUGAAUGUUUAUUUAAAGAUGGUGACAUUCUCAAUUAUUAUAAUGUUUAUGACAGUCUACAAUAAGUAAUUAACUUAGAUAAUUCAAUAAGUUAGUUUGAAUAACAAAAAGCAGAAUUUAAUAAAUAAUCAGCAGAAGGAGAUAAAACUUUAAAAAUUAAUUAAGAUUAUAUCACUUCUUUUGUUACAUUUGAAAGAGUUGAUGAAAAAGAAUAUACACCUCCAUCUGAUUCUACAAAUAUUAAAUAUUUAAUGAGAGAAUAAGUUAAAGCAUGUAAUAAUAAUAAAAAGAGUUCAGUACCAGAUAAAAUGUCAUAUUGUGAUACAUCUGCUAUUUAAUAUUAACCUUUAUCUGGUUCUCCAUUUUCAAAUCCCAAUAAUCAACCUGUUUGUUUAUAAUCAGCUAUAUUUUCAAAAGAUUAAACAUUGUUAAAUCAAUAAAUUUCUGGUUGUCCUGAAAUCUCUACCAUAAGUUAAUUUUAUACUACUCAAUCUUCAUCCUGGAAACCAGCACAAGAUUAAGAAAAAACUAUUUUAGAUAAACAUAAAUAAAAUUAAGAUGCAUUGCUUGUUAAAUUUGAUGCCAUUACAUCAUAUACAACAGCAGCAUCAAAUUAUUUAAAAUCAAUUACAGAUAAAAACACAGGUUCAUUAUCAGGAGUCAAUUGUAAAUUUGUUUAAGUAUUUAUAUAAUAAUUAUUUAAUUAGUUAUCUAUUACAAGAGUUUAAAAUGCGAUGUGUGCUAAAUCCUUUAGAUUAUUUUAUUAUUUUUGGAUCUUCUUUGCAAUAAUUUCAAUCUCAAUGUGGUUAAGUGCAAUAAGUAUAUUUAGAGUAAGCAUUGGGUAAUAUAUUUAUAUAUCUAUUAACUUAGAAUCUAUUAUUUAUCAAAGAUAGAAGCUUAUUUAUAAGGUGAUUAUACUAAUGGAUAGUAUACUUAAGGUAAUAUACCUAUGCCUCUUCCAUAAUAAGAUAUAAGUGUAUAAUAAGGAUAUGUUUAAUAAGGUAUUGUUAAUUAACCUCAAAUACCCAAUAAUCCUUAUAUUUAAAAAGACAUUCAAAUCAAUUAUCAAUAACCAUAAUGA
This is a messenger RNA of Paramecium pentaurelia, 2572 nucleotides long. The record is from the annotation of a GenBank genome assembly. Lineage: Eukaryota; Ciliophora; Oligohymenophorea; Peniculida; Parameciidae.